GUGAAUGGAAAUUUUAUAAAACUAUAAAAACAAUUUUGAAAAGUUUGCAGAGAAAUAUGCCAGCUUUAGAAGCUGUUAGACCUCACAUCAAUGAUGGAGAAAUUGACAUUGAGAAGGAGCGGAUUCCACCACCAUCAAAGCCAGUCAUUGGCAUCAUUUAUCCUCCUCCUGAAGUGAGAAACAUUGUUGACAAAACUGCUAGUUUUGUUGCUAGAAAUGGACCUGAAUUUGAAAACAGAAUUCGACAAAAUGAAGUUAACAAUCCAAAGUUUAACUUUUUGAAUGAAAAUGAUGCUUAUCAUGCCUAUUAUCAACACAAAGUUAAAGAAUUUAAAGAAGGGAGAGGUCAAGAGCCAGUGGCACCAAAGCCUGGAUUUCAAUCAUUGGCCAGACAGCCACAAGAACAAAGUAUCAGUAAGAUAUCUGAAGUAUUUGUUCCUAAAGAUCCCCCUGCAGAGUUUGAGUUUAUUGUUGACCCACCAUCUAUAUCAGCUUAUGAUCUUGAUGUUGUAAAAUUAACAGCACAGUUUGUGGCUCGAAAUGGUCGUCAGUUUUUAACAACAGUGAUGCAGAGAGAACAGAGAAAUUAUUUAUUUGAUUUUCUUAGACCACAACAUAGUUUGUUUAAUUACUUUACCAAACUUGUAGAACAGUAUACUAAGAUUUUGAUUCCACCAAAGAAUCUUCGUGAGAAGUUAGCUAAAGAUUGUGAAUCAUAUAAAACAUGUUUAGAUCAAGUUAAAUACAGGGUGGAAUGGGCUAAACAUCAAGACAGAGAGAAGAGGAAAGAAGAAGAAGCACAAGAAAAGGAAAGAGUUGCUUAUGCCUCAGUAGAUUGGCAUGAUUUCGUGGUGGUAGAAACAGUUGAUUUUCAACCUAAUGAACAAGGUAAUUUACCACCACCAACAACUCCUGAUGAAGUUGGUGCUAGAAUGUUAGCACAAGAAAGACUUUCCAAAAAGGCUGUAGAUCCUGAUGAGAUGGAUGUAGAAUCUGAUGAUGAAUCAGAACCUGGUAGUCCAACACCAGAGGAACCAGCACCACCUAAACUUCCACCUCCUCCUAAAGAUAACAGACAAUUACAGGAUAUGGAUGAAGAAUCAGAUGAUGAGAUGCAUGCUCAAAGAAGAUCUAAUGCACCUCCUCCCCCUCCCCCACCACCAUCAGAUGUUCCUCCCAUGCCUCCAACACCUGGUAAUGUUAUUAUCAAGAAGAACUAUGAUCCUAAAGCUCGAGCUGUGGUGACUGAACAACCAUCAGAUCAGUUUAUGAUAUCACCUAUUACUGGAGAGAAGGUACCUACAGAUAAGGUUCCUGAACAUAUGAGAAUUGGUUUGUUGAAUCCUAAGUGGAUAGAAGAUAGACAGAGAACAUUAGAAGAAAAGAGAGAACAAGAGGAAGUAUAUGCUGCAGGAUCAUCUAUUGAUAUUAAUUUGAAACAACUGGCUGAAAGACGUACUGAUAUUUUUGGUGUGGGUACAGAAGAAACGCAGAUUGGUAAAAAGAUUGGUGAAGAAGAACAGAAAGAUAGAAAGAUUGUAUGGGAUGGACAUACAGCUAGUAUGGAGAAAGUCUCACAGAAAGCUCGUGAAAAUAUCUCUAUUGAAGAACAGAUUGCUACUAUACAUAAAGUUAAAGGUCUAUUACCUGAUGAAGAGAAAGAAAAGAUUGGACCAGCAAUGCCUAAAAAUGCUCCUCCUCUUCCUAAAUCUAGACCUCCCCCACCAUCUUCACAGCCUCCUCCUUUAAAUCCUCCCCCUCAAUCUCGACCUCCUCUUCCUCCUCAACCACCACUGAUGGCAGCUCAACCUUUGAUGCAGCCUAAUUUGAUGGUACUUCAACAGAGACCUCCUAUGCCUAUUAUAGGUAUUCCAGCACCACCACCACUUGUUAGACAACCAAUGAGUAUUCCAACUCCACAACGAUUCACUAGACCAACAGCUCCUGUACCCAAUCCUAAAAAAGCAUCUGAUGAUGAACCUCCUAACAAGAAGGCUAAGACUGAAGAUAAUUUGAUCCCAGAGGAUGUUUUCUUAAAGAGGAAUAAGGGUCCUGUCAAGAUAUCUGUAUCGGUACCUAAUGUAUCAGAUAAACCAGAAUGGUCUCUUAAUGGACAGAAAUUAGAUUUCACAUUACCACUCACUGAUUCUGUAUCUGUUAUUAAAGCUAAGUUAAAUGAAGCUUUAGGUAUGCCAGCUGGUAAACAGAAAUUACAAUUUGAUGGUAUAUUUAUCAAAGACUCCAACACACUGGCAUUUUAUAAUUUUACUAAUGGUGCUGUGGUUGAUUUACAAGUAAAAGAAAGAGGAGGUAGAAAGAAAUAAAUAGAAGAGAGUCUGUACAGUUGUAUAUAUUAUAAUAUACAUAUUUGUUAUUCAUCAUCAGUUCAACUAUUGAUUAAGGUUUAAUUGUCUAUCAAAUUUACAAACAAAGGUUAUGGUUAGAAUCAGAUAUCCAUGGUUAUAUAUUCAUCAUCAGAAAAGACAGAAAAGAUAAUUUGGUCUUGACGAUGUUACUGUGCAUGUUACAGUGAAUUUGCAUUUUAAUUAGAUAUCAUUAUCAUACAAUGGUGUAACCUAUUUUCGUGGAUAUAAGGAUUCAACACCGAAUUUCGUCAAAGUUAAAAAAAAGGAAUUAUUUUUUUAUGUCUUAGAUGUUUCCUCAGAUAUUCUACAAAAUAAUUAAAAUUGGUUUGUUUCGAUUUUCUUCAUGAAUCCCCCACUUAGACCAAUAUUUCAUGAGCAACCAACUCGACAACGGCGGCAAAAAUGCGACAAUGUUUGAUCUAUAAAUAAGUCGAGAAAACACGUUUUAUGGAUACCCAGUGGUAUAUUUAACUUCUCUUAGUAUUUAUCUUUAAUAUCAAUUCAUUAUAACUAGUGACUGACUACGAACCACGAUUUUAAAAAAAACAGUGACUGACAAACUAAGAUACGUAGUAUGAUUUAUUGCUUAAAGUCAUUGACUUCACGUGACUUCAUUCGUUGGAAUAUAUUCUAGCAGACGACACUUGGAAUUCCGAUUACAGCUAGGGGAAAUUCGGCCGAUAAAAAAUUGUGACGUUUGGUCAUACCAAACGGGUUGGUAAUAACUGAAAUCCGCCAAUUUGUAUUUGUCAAAGUAUACAUUAAUACAUUUUACCUUGCUUGAAACUACUGAUUUCAUUCUACUAGUUGACAUGGUACAGAUAACCCAUGUUUAUUAAAACAAGCAAAUGUGGAGGUCACGUGAGAUCGCACGGAGAUGCACGAAAAAUAGGUUAGCACGAAAUUAGGUUACUUGACUGUAUUGUAUCUAGAGCCAUGCUAUAAUCUAAUCUAAAUAAUCUGUUCAUCAUUGAUCAUCUCAAAACUCAUGUAAGAUUGAUUGAUCCUUAAUUAUAAAGAAUCAGGAAAUCAGAAUUCACAAGUUUUUUUUUUUAUGUCAAAACACCUUUUUGUAAAUCAGGGAUUUUAUAAUAUUCCUUUAUCUUGUGACCGGGAGCCGCGGUGGCUCAGUGAGUUAGACGCUUGCUCGCUAACCUGAAGGUCCAGGGUUCAAUCCCGGCAUAAGUCGAGAUAAUACCUUCGGAUUUUUCAACCCGGUUUCCCCCGGACAUGGAAAAAGCGUCUAGUCGUUCGGAUGGGACAAUAAACCGAGGCCCCGUGUGCUACAGGCUGUGCACGUUAAAGAUCCCUCGACAGUUGGAAACCGAAAAAGAGCAGGCUAAUGCCGCUGUCCUGGCAAAAUUUCCCUCUUCAUUAGUCCACAUGGUGCAGAAAAGUAGGACGUAAAACUCCAUUCAUUUCAUUUCAUUUUUAUCUUGUGACCUGAUGUCCCUUUGUCAGUGAAGCAGAUCAGAGUGACUGACAUGGAAAAAGUGUUUAGUCGUUUGGAUGGAACAGUAAACAGUGUGCUACAAGUUUUGUAUGUUAUAGAUCACUUGAGACAUGGAAUUCAAAAGAGUGUUUGCUAGUGCUCCUGUCCUGGCAAAAUUUCCCUUAUUGCACACAUUUUAUUAGUUUUUAUUGCCCAAUCAUGUGAAAAGUAGGACGUAAAACUCCAUAUAUUUCAUUUUUUCUGCUAUUUCUCAUUGUUUAUUCUUUUUGAACAACAUGCUUCAAAACUGUUUCAUUUCACAUGUCAUACUUGAUUAAGUUCUUAUAAUAAAGUAGAGAUCAAUAUGUGCGUAUAGGAAUUAUUAAACCAGAAAAAACAGCCAUUUUCUUCCAUUAUGGCAUUAUAUAUUAUGGCCUUUUCGCUCUUCAUCCCCUGUGUCCAUUAGCCAAAUCACAUACAGAAAUUUAAGAUUUAAACACCAUUUUAUUUCAUUUCAUAUUUCUUUCUAAAAUAAAUACCUAAAAAUAAGAUGAAUUGGUCGUAUUUUACACUUGAAAGCAUUUCUGAUGUUCAAAAUAUGUUGUUGUUAUGCCAUUCCUUUUUUAAGGCUUAAUGUUUUUUCGAUUGAUAGCAUUUUUGUUUUAGUGCUGCUUGGUUGGUAACUGUCUCUAGUAAACAAUAGAAUAAAUUUCUUCAUCAUGAAUUAUC
Lottia gigantea (owl limpet) is the source of this 4527-nucleotide messenger RNA. RefSeq lists its product as hypothetical. Gene Ontology annotation, biological process: mRNA cis splicing, via spliceosome; regulation of alternative mRNA splicing, via spliceosome. The transcript has 18 exons. The record is from RefSeq and is a predicted model, not a curated record. Lineage: Eukaryota; Metazoa; Mollusca; Gastropoda; Lottiidae. Gene Ontology annotation, molecular function: RNA binding; protein binding. Gene Ontology annotation, cellular component: U2 snRNP; catalytic step 2 spliceosome; U2-type prespliceosome. The coding region runs from base 57 to 2324 and encodes 755 amino acids.